Molecule: messenger RNA, 5142 nt
Organism: Phyllostomus discolor (pale spear-nosed bat)
Lineage: Eukaryota; Metazoa; Chordata; Mammalia; Chiroptera; Phyllostomidae
Gene: NR4A3
Product: nuclear receptor subfamily 4 group A member 3
Exons: 9
Coding region: 243-2129 (628 amino acids)
Biological process (GO): cellular response to corticotropin-releasing hormone stimulus; regulation of transcription by RNA polymerase II
Cellular component (GO): transcription regulator complex; nucleus
Molecular function (GO): nuclear receptor activity; RNA polymerase II cis-regulatory region sequence-specific DNA binding; nuclear glucocorticoid receptor binding
Source: RefSeq, a predicted model, not a curated record
CCACUGCGGAAGAGCGCAGCCCGGCGAGCCCCGGCGCUGUGACCGGACCCUCAGCUGAGCCGGGAAGCACCGCCGCCUCGCCUAGCCGCACGUCAUCGCCUCCUUCGCUCUCAGCCUCCGCUGGAGAGACCCACAGCCCCACCAUUCAGCGCGCAAGAUACCCUCCAGGCCCUCAUCACCUUUUUUCAAGUCAAGAUUCCAUCCCAUACACGCAUGACUCAAUCAGAUUUGGAAAUGUGGAUAUGCCCUGCGUGCAAGCCCAGUAUAGUCCAUCGCCUCCAGGUUCCAGUUAUGCAGUGCAGACCUACAGCCCAGAGUACACCGCGGAGAUCAUGAACCCUGACUACGCCAAGCUGACCAUGGACCUCGGCAGCACUGAGAUCACGGCCACGGCCACCACAUCCCUGCCCAGCUUCAGCACCUUCGUGGAGGGCUACUCGAGCAACUACGAAUUCAAGUCCUGCCAGUACCAAAUGCAGCCCCCUGGGCCGAGACCUUUGAUCAAGGUGGAAGAGGGCCACGCACACGGCUACCACCACCACCCCCACCACCACCACCCGCACCACCACCACCAUCAGCAGCAGCCUCAGCAGCAGUCAUCCAUUCCACCCCCCUCCGGGCCGGAGGACGAGGUGCUGCCCAGCACUUCCAUGUACUUCAAGCCGUCCCCGCCGUCCACUCCCACCACGCCGGGCUUCCCCCCGCAGGCGGGGGCGCUGUGGGACGACGCGCUGCCCUCUGCGCAGGGCUGCAUCGCCCCGGGCCCCCUGCUGGACCCGCCGAUGAAGGCGGUGCCCACGGUGGCGGGCGCGCGCUUCCCGCUCUUCCACUUCAAGCCCUCGCCGCCGCACCCGCCCGCGCCCAGCCCGGCCGGCGGCCACCACCUAGGCUACGACCCGACCACCGCCGCUCUCAGCCUGCCCCUGGGAGCCGCUGCGGCAGGCAGCCAGGCCGCCGCGCUCGAGGGCCACCCCUACGGGCUGCCGCUGCCCAAGAGGGCUGCCGCGCUGGCCUUCUCGCCGCUCGGCCUCACAGCGUCGCCCACCGCGUCCAGCUUGCUGGGCGAGAGCCCCAGCCUGCCGUCGCCGCCCAUCAGGACCUCGUCGUCCGGCGAGGGCACGUGCGCUGUGUGUGGGGACAACGCUGCCUGCCAGCACUAUGGCGUUCGCACCUGCGAGGGCUGCAAGGGCUUCUUCAAGAGAACGGUGCAGAAAAAUGCAAAAUAUGUUUGCCUGGCAAAUAAAAACUGCCCCGUAGACAAGAGACGUCGAAACCGAUGUCAGUACUGUCGAUUUCAGAAGUGUCUCAGUGUCGGAAUGGUUAAAGAAGUGGUCCGCACAGAUAGUCUGAAGGGGAGGAGAGGUCGGCUGCCUUCAAAACCAAAGAGCCCGUUACAGCAGGAACCUUCUCAGCCCUCUCCACCUUCUCCGCCGCUCUGUAUGAUGAACGCCCUUGUCCGAGCUUUAACAGACUCCACACCAAGAGAUCUUGAUUAUUCCAGAUACUGUCCCACUGACCAGGCCGCCGCGGGCACGGAUGCUGAGCACGUCCAACAGUUCUACGACCUUCUGACAGCCUCCAUUGACGUAUCCAGAAGCUGGGCAGAAAAGAUCCCCGGAUUCACUGAUCUCCCCAAAGAAGAUCAGACAUUACUUAUAGAAUCAGCCUUUUUGGAGCUGUUUGUUCUCAGACUUUCCAUCAGGGUCAACACUGCUGAAGAUAAGUUUGUGUUCUGCAAUGGACUUGUCCUGCACCGACUUCAGUGCCUUCGUGGAUUUGGGGAGUGGCUCGACUCCAUUAAAGACUUUUCCUUAAGUUUGAAGAGCCUGAACCUUGAUAUCCAAGCCUUAGCAUGCCUGUCAGCACUGAGCAUGAUCACAGAACGACAUGGGUUAAAAGAACCAAAGAGAGUGGAGGAGCUAUGCAACAAGAUCACAAGCAGCUUAAAAGAUCACCAGAGCAAGGGACAGGCUUUGGAGCCCACCGAGCCCAAGGUCCGGGGUGCCCUGGAAGAACUGCGGAAGAUCUGCACCCUGGGCCUCCAGCGCAUCUUCUACCUGAAGCUGGAAGACCUGGUGUCUCCACCUUCCAUCAUCGACAGGCUCUUCCUGGACACCCUGCCUUUCUGAGCGGGGGCAGCCUGAGCAGGGAGCCGCCUCGUCUGCUAGCACCUGCUUGCUCAGCGGCAGAGGGAUGGGUCUGGACGCCUCCCAUGCCUGUCCGUCCUUAAGACAAAAAGCAGCUCCUGACAAAAAGAAAGACUUUUUUUUUGUUUGUAUGUUUCUGGCACUUUUCUUUACAACCUAAAGCCAGAAAACUUGCAGAGUAUUGUGUUGGAGUUGUGUUUUAUAUUUAGGCUUUGGGGUUGGGGCGGGAGGGGGUUAUAGUUCAUGAGGGUUUUCUAAGAAAUUGCUAACAAAGCACUUUUGGACGAUGCUAUCCCAGCAGGGGGGGAGAAAAGGAUAAUAUAACGGUUUUAAAACUGUUUCUGGGGAAUACCAUUAUAGUUGCUUUGUAUUUAAAAACAAGAACAGCCGAGGGUUGUUCGCCAGGGUAGAACCUGUCUUGAGAGGAUCGCUUUAGAACACACUUCCUGUAUCAAGGGUACAUAGGUGGCACGAACAAGGCACAAAUUCCCCGUUCUUAAUUGCUUUCUUCCUUUAUUUCAACAAACGGUGAAAGACGGAGGAUAACCUAUAAAUGAGACAUAGCAAAAUGAUAAUGGCUGUUUGCUUCCAUAUACAAGUGCAAUUUUUAAAGUGCUGUCUUACUAAGUCUUGUUUAUGAACUCUCCUUUAUUUUAUAUGGAAGUAAAAAGGAGGCAGUCAAGUUAACAAAUGACAGAUGCUAAUUUCCUAGCAAAGGCUUUGUGCACCUGCCCCAGAGAACCCUUCUGAGGUAUGGGCCAUCCAAGAUUUCAGGCCAUUCUUAGUGGAUCCAGAUCCCUGCCCUGACUGUCCAGCUGUCCUGAAGGGGGCUCAGUUUAUGAGAUGGAACUGCUUUGGUUGUGUUCUAUCCAGAGUUCCCUAAACUUGCUUCAGUUAUAGCAACUGACCGACACUUCCAUUCAGAAGCCCAGGAGCAUUUAGUGAGUCUCAAGUGACUGACCCCUAGAUAAGAACAUGCAAAUAAAUAGGAACUGGAUCACACAGGGUAAACACCAGGGGUAAUAAGGUUUUUUAAAUAUAUAUAAUUUAAUUUUUGUUAUCGGUGAAAGAGACAAUUUUGGAGAGCAAGCAAGUCUUAUUUUUUAAAAAAUAGUAUGAAUGUGAGUACUAGAAAGGAUUAGUGGGCUGCGUUUCAACAUUCCGUGUUCGUACUCCCUUUUGUAUGUUUAUACUGUUAAUGCCAUAUUACUAUGAGAUAAUUUGUUGCAUAGUGUCCUUAUUUGUAUAAACAUUUGUAUGCACGUUAUAUUGUAAUAGCUUUGCCUGUAUUUAUUGCAAGACCACCAGCUCCUGGAAGCUGAGUUACAGAGUACUGAAAUUGGGUGUUCACAGUGGCUUGGAUACGCCAAUUAGAAAUUAAAUAAGCAAAAAUAUAUAAAUAUAGCAGGUUACAUAUAUAUUUAUAAUGUGUCUUUUUAUUAACCAUUUGUACAAUAAAUGUUACUUCCCAUGCAGUUAUUUUAUGAUUCAUUUGCAGUGACUUUUAAGGCAGUACUGUUUAGCACUUUGAUAUUAAAAUUUUGCUUAUGUUUUGCUAAAUUCAAAUAAUGUUUGAAGAUUUUUAGGCCUAAAAGUCUUUAUAUUAUAUAUUCUGUAUCAAGUCAAAAUAUCUUUGGCCAUUUUUGCUAAACCACAAACUUUGAAUGUCAAACUGAUGUCACAAUAGUUUCUGUUAGGUUUAAAUCAUUUUUGCUUUAGUCUUUUUAAAGGGAAAAUAACAAAACUAUGCUGUUUAUACUGUCAUUAAAUUAUCAAUCAAACAAAUGCCAAAUGAAUUACCUAAUCACUGCAAAAAGUAACCCAGAUAGCAAACCCUGUUUUUUCCAAGAGUCAUUCUGAUAUUUGAUCAUAUAUUAUGUUUGUGUGAGCUUUUAUGAAAGAUUAUUAUUUUUAUAUCAAGACGAUAGGAUCUGGCAUGUUAGUCUCUAGGAAGUCAGACUUGGAAAGGGCCUGAUUUGUCAACUAGUCCACCCCCACCCUGAAAUUCAUAGAGGAGAAAACCCAGGGCCCAUCAAAGGGUUAAGAGUUCCCCAAGGUCAAACAACUAGUACCAGAAUCAAGACUAGGGCCUAAAUCUCCUUUUCAUCAUCUUCUUACUCGACUUACUGCAUCUAUAGGAAAACAGGCUUUUAAAAAUAACCAGUAAAGCUUACAUUUUACCUGAUGAUAACCAUGAGUAAAGUAGUACUUUUGCAUUAAUUUUUUCAGCUUCUAUGUGAACAUAAUAAACAUUUUUAAAUACCAGGAAAGCUAACAUUUCAUGUAAGGUAUCAAUUGCUUCAGACCAAAUUCAAGCUGAAUUUGAAUAUAUUAGAAGUACUGUGCAUACAUAAUCCUUUCGUGCACCAUUAGUAUUAGAAAGUCAGUCCUUGUUUUUUCUUUUCUUUUUUUUGUCAUGUCUGAAAACAACAACAACAAAAACAGAGCCCCAGAGAAAUGCUGUUACUUUUUAUUUUUACACCCAUCAGAUUUAAGGAAAAGACUUUGUAACCACGAUGUUGAUUGGCUGGAAGAAAUAAAGAAGGGUUUUAGUUAUUGGUCCAGACACGAGUGCUGAACAUAAAGAUGAUAGCCAGUGCUCUUCUGUCUUCCCUAGUUGUUACAACUAUGAGAGCCUCCCAAGUCAUCUAUCAGUCCAACUCUCUUUCUUUGUCUUAAUAUGGACACACACGUUUAUACAGUGGAUGACCAAACUAGCGCAGAAGAGGACAGCAAGAAUUAAAGCAGGUGAUUCUUCCCUUGUGGGAGGUCUCUCUCAGCGAGAACUUGCCUUCUGUGGGCAGAAAUCAGGAAUCCACCAGCUGUUAAUGGAGAGUGCCUUGCUUUUAUUUCAGACAGCAGAGUUUUCCAGAGUUUCUCUGCUCCUCAAACGGCAUUGCUCUUUAGUAUGUGUUAACCUGUGAUUUGAAAGAAAUGCUCUUGUAUAUUAACAAUGUACAUUUAAAUGAUUAAAUUAAAUUACAUUUUAUCAAUG